Messenger RNA from Triticum turgidum subsp. durum (durum wheat), 261 nucleotides. The record is from the annotation of a GenBank genome assembly. NCBI's taxonomy places the organism in Eukaryota, Viridiplantae, Streptophyta, Magnoliopsida, Poales, Poaceae.
AUGGGGAAACAACGCUCAUCGCCAUCGAUGAGGAAGAAAGUUCAGAGGAAGCAUCUUAUGGAGCUGCUGCGUACCACCGCAAGGCCUCCGCAAGAACGCUGGAGCAUCAGGGAAAGCGUGAACUUCAAGAUUGCCCUAGGAAGGUUUGGUGAGGACUGGCCAAGAGUUGCACAGUUCGUCAGCACAAAGACUACCCACCAGAUCAGUGUCUAUGCUGAAGAAUAUUAUUAUCUUAAACAUCCACGGACACAAUCCAGGUGA